AAAACAGAUGUAAUACACUCACGUGUACUGCUUCGUUAUGCAAACACUAGUUCCUGCCUUUCCUCUGCUGCACUGAAGACUGAACACCACAGUUGGGGAAAAUGAAAACUAGACCUACGAAGUCAGGGGCAUCUGAACCAAAGGGUAAAGUGAAGAAAAGACCCGCGGAGAACUCUGGUCCGACUCUCUCCAAAAAACUACGAGACAAGAAAGAUGGAGAAGCUUCUAAACCAGGGCCUCCACUCAAGUCUGCAGGAGUCCAGAGGAGAGGCGGGUAUGGGAGCAUCCUGCACUACAUUUACAAGAGCACUCUGGGACAAAGUCUUCACUCACAGAUGAGACAGUGUCUCCAGGAGCCUUUCGUUCGUUCUCUGUCAGCCUAUCAUUUCCACAGUGCCACCAGCCCCUUCGACCGCAGAAUCACCUGUCUGGAGUGGAACCCCGUUCACCACACCACUAUGGCGGUGGGAUCCAAGGGUGGAGACAUUUAUCUGUGGGACUUUAAGGUCCCCACAAAUAAAACCUUUAUUCAAGGGAAUGGUGCAGGAGACUUUAUCGGAGGGAUGAAGUUUUGCCCCACAGACCUCUCCAGAGUCUAUGUGGCCUCUGGUGAGGGUACACUGACCAUGCAGAGCUUUGAGGGCCGCACACCCACCAUACUGUCCCGAACUCAAGACUGUGGUCACGAUCACCACAAUGUUUGUUAUUGGUACUGCUGUGUCGAUGUGUCUGUGAGCCGACAGAUGCUUGUGACAGGAGACAAUAUGGGACAGCUCUUACUCCUUGGCUUGGAUGGACAAAAGAUUUUCAGCAACAAACUCCACAAAGCCAAAGUGACCCAUGCAGAGUUCAACUCCCGAUGUGAUUGGUUGUUGGCGACGGCCUCGGUCGACCACACGGUGAAACUUUGGGACCUGAGAAACAUAAAAGACAAGAAUAGUUUCCUGCAUGACAUGCCUCAUGAGAGGGCCGUCAACUCAGCCUACUUCAACCCGCUGGACUGCACCAAGUUGCUCACCACAGAUCAGUAUGACCAGAUCCGCGUCUACUCGUCCCCUGAUUGGUCGAAGCCUCAACAUAUCAUCCAACAUCCACACAGACAGUUUCAGCAUCUCACACCCAUCAAGGCCACAUGGCACCCGGUGUACGACCUGAUUGUGGCUGGCCGCUACCCUGAUGACCGCGUUUGCUCUGGCGAUCAGAGGACCAUCGACAUCUUUGAUUCCAACACAGCGGAGCUCGUGUGUCAGCUGCACGAUCCCACCGCUACAGGGAUUAAAUCUAUCAACAAAUUCAAUCCGAUGGGUGAUGUGAUUGGAUCUGGCAUGGGUGUGACGGUGUUAGUCUGGGACAGAAACGAGUCAUUGAUCAGUGAUCGGCACACACUGAAGGAGGACACCUCAACCUCAGUGGGCAACCUGAGAGGGCAGAGGAGGAGUCAGCAGCGCUCCAACAGGGCACGGAGAGGUCCUGCUGUGGAUACAAAGCUCAAGAAAAAACUGGCCUCUCUGGAGGAAUCUGAGACCAAGACCAAAACAAAAACCAAGACUGGGUGUACUAAACAAAAACAAGCGCAGAUGAGGAAAAAGUGAACUGUAAAAAGUCAGUGUCUUAAAAAAGUCCAUGUAUAUAUUUCUUUGUUUACCUUUUGUUGCGCCUCUAACUGCAGGGAUCGUUUGAAUGUUAAAGAAAAUUUCACAUAUUCUUUUAUAAACCAUUUUCGAACUGGAACUCCUGUACGUUCUCACAGUUGUUUUUCUACUGUAUGGUAAUAAAAAUGUUCAUGUUUUCUUAA
Molecule: messenger RNA, 1795 nt
Organism: Seriola dumerili (greater amberjack)
Lineage: Eukaryota; Metazoa; Chordata; Actinopteri; Carangiformes; Carangidae
Gene: ddb2
Product: damage specific DNA binding protein 2
Exons: 11
Coding region: 102-1592 (496 amino acids)
Biological process (GO): response to UV; DNA repair
Cellular component (GO): nucleus; Cul4-RING E3 ubiquitin ligase complex
Molecular function (GO): damaged DNA binding; protein binding
Source: RefSeq, a predicted model, not a curated record